Messenger RNA from Helianthus annuus (common sunflower), 971 nucleotides. Its product is annotated as protein HEADING DATE REPRESSOR 1. Gene Ontology annotation, biological process: regulation of flower development. The transcript is spliced from 3 exons. NCBI's taxonomy places the organism in Eukaryota, Viridiplantae, Streptophyta, Magnoliopsida, Asterales, Asteraceae. The coding region runs from base 170 to 805 and encodes 211 amino acids. The record is from RefSeq and is a predicted model, not a curated record.
AGCACACACAAUAAGAAACAAAUAAAAAUAAUAAUAUUCUCUCUCUGAUCUUUUUCACAUUUCAACCGUUAAUACUGCGUGUUCGUGAGGUUUUGGAGAAGAAAUUUGCUGAAAUUAGGUGAGUUUUUGAUCGAUUUGUUGAGUUUUAGCUGUAGAUUUUGAAACAGUGAUGGAUGAUGAUAAGAUGACGGAGAAAACGGUUGUUGAAGGAUUUGUUCCGGUGUCUUCUGCUCCGGUGUUCUGGAAGUCGAGGAAGAGAUCAGCUAGUGCAAAGAAUUUGCACAAGGACAUAACAAACGACGUGAAUCAAACACCUGAAAAGAAAGAAGAUGAAGUGAACGAUGAAAAAAUGGAAGAAUCAACUCCGCCAACGGUUUUAUCUGAGAAACGUAAGGCUCUCUUUGAACCUCUGGAACCAAUAAUGGAUUUGAAUGGUAGAAGGCCUACAGCUGAAUCUUUACUCCCCCCACCCGACUUUGACUCCGCUAGUUACCCUCGUGGAUGGCUAAUUGGGAAGAAGAGGAAGCUUGUAAACGUUGAUGUCGUUGAAAGCAUGCGCAGAAUUGCAGUACAAGAAAUGAACCGAAAGGACAGAGAAAUUAACGGGCUUAAUGAGCAGUUGGAAGAGGAUUCGCGUGUCCUUGAACACCUGCAGCUUCAGCUGCUGGACGAACGAAGCAAACGUGCAGAAGUUGAGCGACAAAAUACGUUGCUUCAAAACCAAGUUGAUAUGCUCAUGAAUAUGCUUCAGGAUCCUGAACCUAUCGAUGAUGAUGAAGAUGAUAACGGGUCACAAGAACCGUAAGUCUUUUUAUUUUCUUUUUACAAAAAAAAAGAAGUGUAUCAUUUUGUAAAGUUAGUGUUAUGCGGAUGGUGCAUCUUGUCUUGUGUUUUUUAUGUAAUAUGUUUAUACAAUUAGUAUAAAACUAUAAAUAAUACCUAUAUUAUAAUACUAUUUUUUUCAUUUGUUA